UGUUGUGGGUCCACUUCGUCUGGGCCUCCCCCCGUUUCUUCGCCCUUCCUCCUCUCUACUACUCUCCAUCUCCUGUUCUGCCUCUGCCCUACGAGAACAUGUCCGUUGCGCAUCGAAAGACACCGCGAAUCCGCCGAGGCGCUUAACAAAAUACCACGGAAGAUGCGCUUUUGAUCGCCAGCAACCAUGAGUGGAAUGAGUAGCCCCGACAACCGUUUUAUGGGAGUCUACGACUCGAAUACCCUUGCCGUUGUCAUCUGUUCUGCGCUGGCCCUUUACAAUGCUCUGGAACUCGAGUUGCUCGUCUUCACCACUUUCCAUGCCUAUCGAGGCCUCUACUUCUGGUCUCUGGUCCUCGCCGGCUUCGGCAUCAUUCCCUAUGUGCUAGGAUUCUUGAUUGAGUACUUUCGCUUGAGCUACCUCGCUCUUGGGAUUGCCAUCGACACUGUUGGUUGGAGUCUUAUGGUCACCGGUCAAUCCGUCGUCUUGUAUAGUCGAUUGUGGCUUGUAUUUGGUGGGGGACACAGGAGGCUCCUCCGAGGCAUCAAAUGGAUGAUCAUCAUCAACGGCAUCGUCUUCCACGGCACCACUGCUAUUGUCGUGUACGGCUCCCACUUCGGCCACAACACUUACACGUUCGGCGCCGCGUACAAUGUUGUCGAAAGGAUCCAGAUGUGUGGAUUCUGCGUACAAGAGUUUAUUCUCAGCGGCCUGUACAUCUGGAAGGCCCUCGAUAUCAUUAGCUCCGCGGAACGGAAGCGCUCCCAUCACCUCAUGUGGCAGCUGUUCUCCAUCAACGUCAUCAUAAUCGUACUGGACAUCGCCCUCCUCACAAUCGAAUUCAUGAGCUACCACGUACUACAACAAACAGUGAAGGGUCUCACGUACAGUGUCAAGCUGAAGCUUGAGCUGGCCAUUCUCAACAAGCUCGUUGAGCUCUCCUCGGCCAACGUUCGUGCGAGUACCCUGACGUUCGGGAAUACAAACGAUUUCCUGGAUCCCACCAAGACCGUGUGGGACAUCACGCGCUUUACACCCGCUUUCUCAAGCAGCCUCCACACCUACCCGAAGUGGAUGUCGGAUCUCGAGAAAUCCGGUAUCCAGCGCAUCGAGAGCGCAUAUUCGCCGACGGAGAGCACUUGGCUCCGAGCCAAGCGCAGCAGUCCCCUUGCCGCCGAUGCCAACGAGUAUUUCCCCGACAUAAUACAACCAGUAUCGACCAUGCCAGAUCCGAGGCUCGACACUCGAGAGAAGGGCUCAGCGACGGACUUGCUAUAUGCAGAUGCAGUGCGGCGGAUAGCAAGCCCCGGAUGAAGGACAAUCGCAACGGAAUGAACACGUUCGUUACGGCAAAAUGAUGCCGACGCACCCAACAUCUGCGGGAAUGAAGCCCGUAGGUCUUAACGAGGAAAUGCUGGACCGCUUACAGACGAGGGAAUGAGGAGAGGUAUGCGAAGCCGUCGGCAACCAUCAUCGCAUCGCACGCUCGUUUUGUCUCAGGAGAUUUGGAGUUUUAAUCCACCAGCCGCUCAACGCUUCAAGCAGUUCUGCCGCCUUGGCCACAGGACUAUACCGUCUACGCCAUUCCCACUUGCGCUUCACCCUGGACUUUAGAGUUGGUCGUCAUCGUCAAUAUGCGCGCGUAAACAGCGAUGCAGAAGACAGCCGAAGGCGAGUUCAGGC
Trematosphaeria pertusa is the source of this 1683-nucleotide messenger RNA. RefSeq lists its product as uncharacterized. The record is from RefSeq and is a predicted model, not a curated record. The coding region runs from base 187 to 1314 and encodes 375 amino acids. The transcript is spliced from 2 exons. Lineage: Eukaryota; Fungi; Ascomycota; Dothideomycetes; Pleosporales; Trematosphaeriaceae.